Molecule: messenger RNA, 2166 nt
Organism: Miscanthus lutarioriparius
Lineage: Eukaryota; Viridiplantae; Streptophyta; Magnoliopsida; Poales; Poaceae
Source: the annotation of a GenBank genome assembly
AUGUCCACCGAUGACAUCCCGCCGUCAUCCGAAGCCGGGGACGACGAGACCGACGGCGGCGGCGGCGUCGACGCCACCCCGGUCUUCGUCUGGGGCACCAAUAUCAGCGUGCAGGACGUCAACGCCGCCAUCCUCCGGUUCCUGCGCCACUUCCGUGACCCGCGCGACGCCGGCCGCGUUGACCCGGUCAUGGACGAGGGCAAGUACAUGCGCGCCAUCCACCGCAUCCUAGAGCUCGAGGGCGGGGAGUCGCUCGACGUCGAUGCGCACGACGUGUUUGACCACGACCCAGACCUCUACAGCAAGAUGGUUCGCUACCCGCUGGAGGUGCUCGCCAUCUUCGACAUCGUGCUCAUGGACCUCGUCGCGCGCAUCGAGCCGCUCUUCGAGAAGCACAUCCAGACCAGGAUCUACAACCUCAAGUCGUCCAUUUGCUUGAGGAAUCUCAACCCAUCUGAUAUUGAGAAGAUGGUAUCCAUCAAGGGUAUGAUAAUUCGAUGCAGCUCGGUCAUACCGGAGCUCAAGGAGGCUGUGUUCCGCUGCCUCGUUUGUGGUUUCUACUCAGACCCCGUCAUGGUUGAUAGAGGGAGAGUAACUGAGCCACACAUUUGUCAGAAAGAACAAUGUAAAGCCACAAAUUCUAUGACCCUAGUGCACAAUCGAUGCAGAUUUUCAGACAAGCAGAUCAUAAAGUUGCAGGAAACACCAGAUGAGAUACCAGAAGGUGGCACUCCACAUACAGUUAGUGUUUUGAUGCAUGAUAAGCUCGUUGAUGCUGGAAAGCCUGGAGACAGGGUUGAGAUAACUGGAAUAUACAGGGCUAUGAGUAUUAGAGUUGGACCAACUCAAAGGACAGUGAAAUCUAUAUUCAAGACAUAUAUUGAUUGCCUUCACAUAAAGAAGACAGACAAGUCUAGGCUUCAUGUGGAGGACACCAUGGAUAUUGAUAGUUCUAAUGCUAGCAAAUCUACUGAAGAGGAUUUUCUUAGUGAUAAGGUUGAGAAACUAAAAGAGCUUUCGAAGUUGCCUGAUAUCUAUGACAGAUUGACUAGAUCAUUAGCUCCAAACAUAUGGGAGUUGGAUGAUGUUAAAAGAGGUCUCCUUUGCCAGCUUUUCGACGGCAAUCCCUUGAAGCUUCCUUCUGGAGCUAGCUUCCGGGGUGACAUCAAUAUUUUACUUGUGGGUGAUCCUGGAACGAGUAAAUCCCAGCUUCUCCAGUACAUGCAUAAACUGUCUCCUCGUGGUAUCUAUACAAGUGGUAGAGGAAGUUCUGCUGUUGGUCUGACUGCUUAUGUUACCAAAGAUCCUGAGACUGGCGAAACUGUGAUGGAACAGCAGACAGUAUCCAUUGCGAAGGCUGGAAUAAUUGCAUCUUUAAAUGCGAGGACAUCUGUCCUGGCAUGUGCCAAUCCUACCGAAUCACGAUACAACCCAAGGCUUUCUGUAAUUGACAACAUACACUUAGCCCCAACACUACUUUCAAGAUUUGACCUGAUUUAUCUUAUCUUGGACAAGGCGGAUGAACAAACUGAUAGGCGCCUGGCAAAGCAUAUUGUUUCGUUGCAUUUUGAGAAUCCAAAUUUAGAGGAGCUCGAGGUCUUGGAUCUGCAGACAUUAGUUUCCUACAUAAGCUAUGCAAGGAAGUAUAUUCAGCCACAGUUAUCUGAUGAAGCUGCGGAAGAGCUAACUCGUGGCUAUGUUGAGAUGAGGAAAAGAGGGAAUAGCCCUGGGAGCAGAAAGAAGGUCAUAACAGCAACUGCUAGACAAAUAGAGAGUUUGAUUCGUCUCAGUGAAGCAUUAGCCCGAAUGCGGUUCUCUGAAGUGGUCGAGGUGCGAGAUGUCGUGGAGGCCUUCAGGCUUCUUGAAGUUGCCAUGCAGCAGUCUGCAACGGAUCAUGCAACUGGGACGAUUGAUAUGGAUCUAAUCAUGACGGGGAUAUCUGCAAGUGAAAGGCAGAGACGGGAGAACCUUGUUGCUGCAACCCGUAACCUUAUCGUGGAGAAAAUGCAGCUUGGAGGCCCCUCAAUGCGAAUGAUUGAGUUGCUGGAAGAACUGAGGAAGCAGAGCUCAAUGGAAAUUCAUCUGCACGAACUCCGCGGUGCUCUUGGCACUCUGAUGACUGAAGGUGCAGUGAUUAUCCAUGGAGACAACGUGAAGAGAGUUUGA